Molecule: messenger RNA, 1976 nt
Organism: Hermetia illucens (black soldier fly)
Lineage: Eukaryota; Metazoa; Arthropoda; Insecta; Diptera; Stratiomyidae
Product: pickpocket protein 28-like
Exons: 10
Coding region: 466-1872 (468 amino acids)
Biological process (GO): sodium ion transmembrane transport
Cellular component (GO): membrane
Molecular function (GO): ligand-gated sodium channel activity
Source: RefSeq, a predicted model, not a curated record
CGCAUUGGUACAGAACGGCCAGUUAGUUCAAAGGACUUGCAUUGUGUUGCGAAGGAAUGGAGGAGAAGGUAACCAAAUCUUAUAGUGAAGCUAAAAAGAGAACAGAUUUUCCGAGCAAUAAUGCAGGAACUGGUCAGGACCCUGCCCUCAACAGGAGCUAUAAGACAAUUCUGAAGGAUACCUUUCAUACAAUACCUUCAAACAACAUCCUUGCAUGGUUUGAAGUUCAUUGGCGACCGGACCAUAAGUGAAAGCGAGCGCUUUUUCUUUCUAUUCGCUUUCAUCGUCUCAGUGCUCACUUCAUCUUAUUACAUUUCGGCUAUCUAUAUUAAGUGGCAUUCAACCCCUUUGCUGAUUACAACCAGCUCAACGUCAACAUCGAUUUCGAGUAUCCCGUUUCCCGCGAUCACAAUUUGCAAUUUAAAUCAAGCCAAGAAAAGUUUAGUGGAUCAUAUCAAACCGGGCAUGGAAGACUAUACAAACUUGCAAACAUUAUGUAAAAAUGAGCAAGGGCUUCACAUGGACAAUUUAACUGAAACCGAUAAUUGGGAGCAUUUUCGAAGUUUUAUAUUGAAGGCGUCACAACCCUGUGAAGAGAUGCUGCUUUCAUGCCGAUAUGGAUCUGUGGAGAAGGAUUGCAGGGAUGUAUUUGAAUCAACUUUAACUGAUGAAGGACUCUGUUGUACCUUCAAUGUUGUGCACCCUGACUUCAUGCUCACCGAGUACAGCCGAGACAACGUUGUUGAUCCUAAUGCUUACGUCAACAUAAUAACUCCCAUCAAUUGGACCCCCGAAGGUGGAUUUCAAGAAGAUUUGCCCGAUGACUAUUUUCCUAGAAAGGCUAUAGGAACUGGGGUUAAUAUGGGCUUAAGUUUGGUUAUAAAUGCUUCUACCAACGACUAUUAUUGUUCUACCUCACGGAGUGUAGGAUUUAAGAUGUCGUUGCAUAAUCCCACAGAAAUGCCUAAAAUUGCUAACUACGGAUAUCUUCUCUCUGCUGGUCUUGAAACCCACGUCGUUAUACACCCAACACUACACAACGCCGCCAACAACAUUCGAAGGAUCCGAAAAGCGGCCAGGCACUGUCUUUUUGCAGAUGAGGUGAAGCUGAAGUUCUAUCGCACCUACACCAAAGGAAACUGCGAACUAGAAUGUGAAUCGGACCGUAUGGAGCACGAAUGUGGAUGCGUUACUUACUACUUGCCUCGAUCUUCGAAAAACACUGUUGUUUGUGGUCUAAAAGAUUUUGAAUGCGUACGUCGGGUGCAAUACGCAUCGGAAUCCUUGCUCGAUGAAGAUACAAGCUGCGCUCGAUGCGUGCCAGGAUGUGUAUCGUUGAACUAUUUGCCUGUCAUUAGCGGGACAGAAUUGUUGAAGGAAGACUUUAUUCUAAAGGAAAAUUUUAGCAAUCCAGAUAUAAAUAUAGAAGAGCUGGCGGUUAUUCACUUUUUCUAUGAGUUUAAUUCGUUCCGAGCGAGGACGAAGGAAGAGUUCCUUGGAUUUGCUGACUUUCUAGCGAAUAGUGGAGGAAUUCUUGGACUUUUCCUGGGCUUCAGUAUGCUAUCAGUUAUCGAACUCUUAUACUUCAUGUUCUUGCUGCCGCAUACAAUCAUCAAAAACUACUUCAGCAGAAAGAAAGAUAUUCACAAAGAGGAAGAUAUAUCCGAAGCUUCAACUUCCGUUUUCAAUUCAAAUAUAUCCGGAAUUGGAUCUUUUCCAUCGAAUCCUUAUGAUCCGAAACUUCGACGAUACGGUGGGGAUUUUCGUACAUCUUAUGGAUAUUAUGGUCAACCAGGAACAUUGAAAGUUAAGGGUGGUAAAAAAGUUACCGUGGAAAAUAAUAGAGAUAUGCCAUUUCCUUAUUAUGAUUAAAUUUUACCUUCGCACUUUUAACUUUUUCCUAUAUAAAAUAACCGUUAUCCUUGAGUUUAAACGUAUGUGUGAGAAUUUCAACUCGAACUAUCAAUAAAGUUACU